CACCUGUGCGUGCGGAAGUGACAGAGCACAGAGAGCCAGUGCACGUCCGUGCCAACACCAUCUUGCUGCGUGUGUCAUGUACGCAAAUCUAAUUUGUACGAGCGACUGACAACUGUGUCUCUGUUUCUCCGGAUUUCUUUCUCACAUCUGUUCGUCUCGAGCGUCCAAGGUAUCCUGGCGCUUCUCCAACAAAAUCAUGCGGCAGUUAAAAGGCAAGACGAAAGAAACGAAUAAACAGAAGAAAGAGCGGAAAAAGGAAUUUCUGGAGAACAAGCAGCGAGUAUUCACGGUUGUAUUGCCUACCGUUGCUGCGAUAUUUGUGAUAAUAGCGGUGUAUGUUUACGUUAAAACCCGUCCAAAACUCAUUGCUGAAUAUUAAUGUCAUACUUCACAUUUAUUAUUCAUCGAAGCAAGAUGUAUGCGUAUCUCAACAAUAAUGCAUGGACAAUUCCUAGUUGCAUUUUUACAGACAUAUGAGGAUUUUUCUAAAAGGAGACACAUUUCAUCGUUCUCCCAAGAAUAUCUUGUACCCAAAUCAUUUCGGAACAAGAUAGAUCUUUGCAGAUUAGUUACUUGAUUAAAGGAUAUUUUUAAAAGCCAAGAAUUACAUAAUAUUAAGAUACAAUCAUCAGAUAAGACAUAGGAGGAGGUACGAUGUUUUCUACAAAAGCAGGCAACAUAACAUGAGAGGAGUUAAGAUAUUUAUAUUGCUAUAUAAUAAAAUUUGUUAACAUUCAAAUAUAAUAACUAUUUAUAUUAAUUUAUGUCUUCCUUGAUUUUUCUCUUUCAUACGUACACUUAUUUCCGAUGAGUAUUAUAUAAGUAUAAAACGAUACAAGUAUAGAAUUGUAUUGUGUAUUCAUUUAUAAACAGUAUUUAUUUAAUGUGUAAAGUAUCUAUAUUGUCCAUAUCUAUGAAACGCAAAUCUCAAUAAUUGUUAAAUCAAACUGGAAGACAUCAUUAGCCUGUCAAGCAUUUAAAUAAUAAAUAUGGGUCCAAUGCAGUAUGGAAAUAUAUUUGUUAUACAUAAACAAUACUAUUGUAUUGUA
Molecule: messenger RNA, 1049 nt
Organism: Dinoponera quadriceps
Lineage: Eukaryota; Metazoa; Arthropoda; Insecta; Hymenoptera; Formicidae
Product: single-pass membrane and coiled-coil domain-containing protein 4 homolog
Exons: 2
Coding region: 197-379 (60 amino acids)
Source: RefSeq, a predicted model, not a curated record